Molecule: messenger RNA, 392 nt
Organism: Oncorhynchus keta (chum salmon)
Lineage: Eukaryota; Metazoa; Chordata; Actinopteri; Salmoniformes; Salmonidae
Product: putative small proline-rich protein 5
Exons: 1
Source: RefSeq, a predicted model, not a curated record
GACCCGAGACCCGCCUCCCCAGGACCCGAGACCCGCCUCCCCAGGACCGAGACCCGACCCCGCCUCCCCAGGAACGAGACCCGCCUCCCCAGGACCGAGACCCGCCUCCCCAGGACCGAGACCCGCCUCCCCAGGACCGAGACCCGCCUCCCCAGGACCUAGACCCGCCUCCCCAGGACCUAGACCCACCUCCCCAGGACCGAGACCCACCUCCCCAGGACCUAGACCCGCCUCCCCAGGACCUAGACCCGCCUCCCCAGGACCUAGACCCGCCUCCCCAGGACCUAGACCCACCUCCCCAGGACCUAGACCCACCUCCCCAGGACCUAGACCCACCUCCCCAGGACCUAGACCCACCUCCCCAGGACCUAGACCCACCUCCCCAGACCUAG